CCCUGCGGGUCCACGACGCCGGGGGGCGUGCCCUGCGGCCCCACGAAGCCGGGACGUACGCUGCGGCACCAUGAUGGUGAGAGGAGCAGCACCCCCCCAAUAGGUGCCCGGAAAUCGGAUCUGUGGGGACGCCGACCUCGUGCAGACGGAGCCGGAACGUCACUAAACUUGAUCGCUUCGUUAUGGAAUGCAUCGUUUGGUAAUUUAUCUUAAACAAUUUCUGUGACUGUUUUCUACUGUUUGGACAAGAGAACUUCUUUCAGGAAAUGCACGUAUACUUUCAACCAUUUGGGAAAAAACCAUGAGCUUCAAAUGAUGGACAAGCCGAGGGGAUUUGUGGGUCAACGAAACCGUGAAAAUUGCCUCCAGCUCUGAGGACGCCAGGACUCUGUCUCAGGAGAGGUGUGCGCUCUCAACACUGGCGAAUGCGAGACAACGUCCCCUCACCCCUCCAGCCAAUGCAGCGGUAUGUGGCCGUGCGCUCCGUGGGCCUCGGGGCCAUCUUGUCGCCGGACCAGAGGCGACUGUUUGCCCGGAAACGGCCGUCAGAAUUUUCUACCUGAGUGUUCUGCCCCAGUGGGCCGCACAGCACCCACCUGACCAAGAUAGUACGUCUAGUGCGAGGUGGAGAACGUAAGCGUUUUCUAAUAUUUCACAAAAAUCCGAACGCCAGAUUUUUCUCAUUCUCGUCAACCACUCCUUGUUCCCUUCCCCCCAGAAGGUGUUCGGGAACAGUUUAAGACGUCAAGGGAAGUGUUACGUGUUAGGUUUGCUCUCCGUCAGCCAAAUACAUUGUCUCGUAAGCUGGUCAAGACAGGAAAGGACGACCUGGAAUUUGAUCUUGGGGGCGUCUGAUGGUGGAGGCAUCUAGGAAGAGAGGGAGAGAACAGGAGGGACACGUGGUAAAGGCCCACGGUAAAGGCUCCGAGUUCCGGCACAGUCGGGAGCCUCCGAUGGCCGACAGUGCCCGCAGAUGAGGCCGCUACCCAAAUAGCCCAGUAUCGUGUGCCUGUGCUUAUCCCUGUCCUGCGGGUUUCAGGUCCUUACGUGGCUGUGGGAUUAUUCGAGUAAGCCCACCACAGCCUCUUGGGGGGGGGGGUGGAGAGCCAUAAUUCUGGAAGCUGGAAGUCCAAGACCUGGUGCCAGCAGACUGGUGUCCUCGCGCCUGGGUGCCAGCAGACAGGUGCCUGGAGAGAGCACGUCCCGGUUCACGGAUGCCACCAGCCCUCUCUGCCCUCACGAGGCAGAAGGGGCGAGGGGGCCCUGUGGGGUCUCUGUUAUCAGGGUACUUACUGAUCCCCGUCAUAGAGGCUCCACCCUCGGGACCUAGUCACCUCCCGAGGCCAUCCUUGGGGGUUAGGCACCGUUCAUCCUUGGUGAAUCUGGGGGGGCACCAACUUCAGUCUGUAGCAGCCCCCCACCCACUGCACCCCUCCCAGCCCAGAGAGGCUGAGCUGUCUGCCGCUGGCCACCGGCAGGCGUCAGAAGGAGGACGGGGAGGGUCACGGGGUCCCCUCCCUCGCUGCUCGGCGGCUUGCUGAUCUGGAGUCGCAGCCCCGUCGGGGGCCCUCUCCCCCGAGCACCUUCCUCCGGCUGGCUGACCGCGCUCUUCGGCUGGCCUGCUGGGCCCCACACCUGCAUGCUGGGCCCCCGCACGCUGCUCCGUCAACGUCUGUUGACUGUGUUCGCUUUGAGUCAGUCUGACCUGGUUUUCGCUUCCCUACUGGUUUUAAGGAGGUCUGAGCCGCCUUCUCCCCUCCGGGAGGUGGAGGUCACGUUUUGAGCAAACCUGGAAGCAGAGGUGGAGAAGGUCUGAUCUGCCGUGACUCCGGACUCACUGCUCCGCGUGGGGCGGACUCCACUUCCGGAACACCUGGCGGUGUGCCUGGCGGGUGGCUUGGGCAGUCUGCUUCCCGCGGCCCUGACGCACCUUUGAAGUUUCCUGUCCUUUGGGCAGCUGCACCAGCAGGGCCCCCCGACCCUCCCCCUCCUCCUCUUCCCCGGGGGGAGACCUGCUGGCCUUUCAAGACGGGCCAGGCCUCCCUUGCUUUGGGGAGUGGGGCCUGUCCCUGGCCGGCAUCGGAGCGGGUCUGCGGGUUGUGUCUUCACCCUCGAGGGGGCUGACGGAAGCCUCGCUGGGGCCUGAUCGUGGCAGGAUGUGCGCGCUCCUGUGCGUGUCACUGUCGUCCCGUGGUCCCCAUCCCAACACGGGAAGUGUCUGACGUGGCACGUGGGCCCACCCGGCCCUUAAAGUCCGGUAGACGUUUUGGGGGGGGUGUGGCCGGAGCGUCACGACUUCCAGAGGGAAGAGCGUGACCGGCUAAGUAAUUACCGCCAGCCCGCCGCGCACCAAACGGCCAGAGGGCGGAAGUGUUGAUUCUUGUUUGAAUUUGGAAGCACCUGAGACCCUUGCACGCCCCACCGGCGGGAGACCCGUCAGCCUGGCCGCUGAGGCGCUGAGGGUCUGGGGCUUCGCGCGGCCGUCCCCUGACCUGCUGCCCGGCGAGCCCGCAUCUUUAGCUGCUAGUAUUGCUGCCGUGAAAUUCCUCUUGGCUUCACGUCUCUGCAUAAAUAAUUUAAAUGACUUUCAUCAUCAAGACCUGCCUGUUACUGUGCAGUUUACAAAGAUUCAUCUACCUCCUUAGAAUUUAGAUCAGCAUGGAGCACAGUAGAAUGUUCCUUUAGACUAAGCAGGGACCUAAUUUUAGCCAGAAAAAAAAAAAACAGUGAACUGCGUGUAAGAUGGUUUCCGAGAAUUCCCGGCUUCUGGCGGCCACUUAAAAAGUGCCAGAAAAGAGGGAACUUUUAAAUAAAGGAUUACAGGCAGCCUGUGAGCGGCUUCUGCUGCUACAGAAUUACCACAGACUCAGCGGCUUAAAGAUACAGGCGCAUCAGCGGACCAUCCCGCGGACGGGAAGUCUGAGCCCUGGGAGUAGUCUGAGCCCUGGGAGCAGGGCUAAGGUCAAGGUGCCGACCGUGCCGCGUCCUUGUCCUUCCUCCCCGAGCUCUCGGGGAGAUCUACCUCCUUGGCUCCACCCCCUCAGCCCCCCGCCUAUCCUCCGCCUUCCAAGCCAGUUGUGGACAGCUUCCAGCCUCCUCCCACGGGGCUCUGGCCUCCUCCCAUGGCGCUGUGGCCUCCUCCCAUGGUGCUCUGGCCUCCUCCCACAGGGCUCUGGCCUCUGGCCGUCCUGGGAGGCCCCCUGACCUGCCAUGAGGUUACUCUUGUGUCCACCUGUGUGAGCACAGACAAGCCCAGACAGCUGGGCAGCGUGACGUCGGGGUGCGUCUGUGAGCGUCUUCCCGAAAGAGAUUAAUGUUGGAUUCCGUCACUGAGCAAAGACCAGCCCCCUCCCUGGUGUACGUGGGCCCCAUCCACCCUGCGGAGGGGCCGCUGUUGGCUCUUUCCCGCAGGAUGCCCGGUUUGUCCUGCCCACGGGCAUCGGUCCCCUGGGCCUCAGGCCUUUGGGUUUGGACCGGGACCAGCCCCCAGCUCUCCGGGGCCUCCAGCUUACAGACGGCACACGGUGGGACUUCUCAGCCUCAAAGUCCACGAGGCAAUCCUCACGAGAACCGUCUUUCUGUAUAUCCACGUAUGUCCCACUGGCUCUGUGUCUGCGGGGACCCCCGGCUACUAUACUCUUCCUGCGUCAGACCUACCCAGACGGCCCGAGGUCACCUCCCGUCUCUAGAUCCCCAGUUUAAUCACAUCCGAAAGGUCCCUUUUGACGUGCAAGGACAUGUUCACAGGUUCUGGGCCCGGGACUGGAUGCCUUUGGGAGGCCGACAUCCUACAGACCACAGACACAGGCUCCAGACCCCCCGGGACCAGCGGGGAACUGAGGGGGACCACGGAGAAGCCUUUCCUGUAGUGGGAACCGAGGUCAGCAGGAGGGAGCGCAGUGAGCAAGCCGGCUCAGGUGCCCCUGGGCUGAUGCCCACACAGCCGGGUUCCUUCACGAGGGUCAUUUCUGCAGAAGCGCCAGCAGGCCUCUGUGACGGUCGCUCUGUCCCUUUGUCUCCAUGUCCACGAGGGGAACUUGCAGCCACGGCCGCUUCACGCCGUGGGCUGCGUGGCAGCACCCGGCCUUCAAGGAGAGAGCUGGUCCUGGGAAACACCAGGCACAGAGAGUGGGCACUUUACAAGCCACGCACACGUGUGAUCCUGGUGCAGAGGAACCCCAGGGCCCCCUGCUCUGGUGCCUGGUGGUGUACUCUCCAGGAAGAAGCUUCCAGAAGGCUGCCUGACAGAGGCAUUGGCCGGCCUUGCUCUGGUGCUGCCGUGGCUCCUGGGAGACGCGGUCCUGAAGGAUGGGGCCGUGCGUGUCCCCUGUGCUGGGUGCCCGAUGCGCUCCGUCCACACGUGGCAAGUUGGCGCGAGGCUCCUGGUCUUGCACCAAGGGUGUCGUGUCUUGACAGAGCAGAGCGGGUUUGGGUUCGAGACGUCUGGGCAGCGUUCGGGAGCUGCUGUUUGGGAGCCAGGGCCCCAACAGUCCUGCGCCUGUGAGCGCAGAGUGAUGCUGUCCAGCCACGGGUGUCCAGCCGCUGUCUGUCUUACGUCCGUGACCAUCAUUCGAGCUACGGGGAUCGGCACUUGUCUUGCCAGUCUGUAGCCCAGAGAACUUCGCUGAUGCGCCCGUUUGCUUGGUUCUAUGUUUCCAGACUGUUUCCCAUCAAGCAAAGUUCCUUUCAGGCCCUGGGGCCUCUUACCUGGGAGCCCAGGUGACUCCUCCUCUUCUCUGCCAUCGUCAGGGACGGAAGACACCCGGGAGACUGGUCCUUCUGUUUAUGUCUAGAGCUCUUCACUGGCUCCACGGGGCUGGGGGACCGUGACAGACGGCGGCGUGAAGACCCGGGGCCUUUCGAGGAAGGUCCUGUUCCCAGAUAUGGGAGUGUGGACGUCGACGGGCCCUCCGCUCUGGGACCUGCCUAGGCCAUGUGCUUUCCGGGUGGGCUGGCCAGUGUGGCCCGGAUCCGGAUGACUGCCCGCCACAUCGGCUCCUGGGGGCCUGGCCGUGGCCACUGUUUGGGUCACUGUGUCGGCUCCAGUGCCCGAAGUUGUUCCCUCCCUCCCCACAAGCUCCCAACACCGUCCUGCCCCCCAGACGCCGUCCCAGCCUGCUUCCCGGGGAGCCCGGCCUACAGCAGGUAACAAGUGUCCCUGGGCGGCCGCGGUGCUGGGAACUUGAACCUCCCUCCGCCCCUGCCGCUCGCCAUUUUGCACGUCAUCCCAUCGACUGCACCAACCUGAGGAAAUAUCACCGUCCUUGUUUCAUGAUGAGAAGCUGGAGUUCAGGAGCUGGCACAGGCCACACGGAGGGCCAUAGGGCACAGGGGGGACCUUGCCCUCAGGCACCGGUCAGCGGGCCCUCCCCUGCCUCUCUGUGACGACUUCACUCCCCCGUCUGCCCCUGAUUGCACGCCUCCCGCCUUGCCCCUUGCCCCUUCUCCCUGGGGACCCACCCACACCCAAGACCUCCGUGGACACCCUGCACUGAGCAUUCCCAACCUGUCUGCCGUCCCGACCCCCUUGUGCGCCUCCCCGGCCCGCUCUGUGAGAUGAUUCCAGAUGCAGAAAACCCGGACGCCAGCUGCGUGCCCCUGUCCUGGCCUUGUGGCCGACCACCGUCCACGUCCCGGCUUCCUCAGCGUGGCUGCUGUGCGCUGCAGUCCCGCGUGGAGGCGGGAGGCUUCUGAAGCCGGGAACCGAUUUUUGAGCGAUCUGUGUCCUUUUCAUCAUUCUCUGCCUCAGGUCACUUUUUUAAAAGUCAUGAUCGUGCUGCUGCAAUGAAGUCUUUUCUGUUUCCAAACACUGGCCGAGGGCUCAGCUCAGCAGGACAUAGCUUAUGUCGUGUUAUCACGUUACGUUAUGUUGCGUUAUGUCAUGUCUUCGUGUUACGUUAUUACGUUACGUUAUUGUUACGUUAUUACGUUACGUUAUGUUGUUAUGUUACGCCAUGUCAGGUCAUCGUGUUACGUUAUCACGUUACGUUAUGUUGUUACGUUAUGUUAUGUUAAUUUUUAAGGACACAGUUUAUUGAAACAGCAGCAGGUGGGCCACACAGACUGGAGAGCUAGGGCCUUUUCGGGGCUGAUCCAGGGAAGGAGCCGGGUGUGGGAAGAGCAGGGGGAGAGCAGCCACUGGGGGUGGGCAGUGGUCCUGGCGGGAUUGGGAGGCCAUCGGGCACGUGGUCUGGAGCCGGCCUCUCCCGCAAGUGAGGGGCUGGGCUGUUCACCUGACUGCCGCCACCGGCGUUGGUUGAGGGCGGCUCUGGGGUUUUCAGCUCUGGCGCGUCUGGUCCCCGGGGCAGAGACGCAGGGACCCCCUGCGUGGCAGGUGCUCACGGUCGCCGCCGCAAGGCCACGGUCUCGCGGAGAUCCAAGACCUCAAGCUCGCCUUUCCACGUUGGAAAUUUAACUCAGGGCAAUCGUUUCCUUCAAAAUUUUAAUAGCUUAAGUAUGUUGCACCUAUGGGUCUUGAUGAAGUUGGGAAUAAUUCUCCAUAAUUAAGACUCUAAUAACCGCUACUUCAUGGAAAUGAUACUUCAGAACAACAAACAAACAGACAUAAAGGUGUGACAGUUACAGUGUAACCAGGAGGCUCACCGGGUUGGCUGUGCUGCAUAGACGCCCAUGAGAUUCGCGGUGCUGCGCUGUCCCCACCGUCCCAGGCUCGCGGCCUCCCUCCUGCUCUCCAAGGGCAAAGUGCAGACUGUGGCCUGGACACUCGUGAUAAUGGCUGAGUGGCCACCUCUGUAAGCGACAGCAGUCCAUUGCUUGGGUCUGUCUGUCCUGCCUCUCUCACCGCCUGCCUGUGCCCCCCUUGAAACCGUCUGCACCCCAGGCCCUGCCCCCGACCGUGGUUUGGCAGGAGCCCCACCGAGACAGACCGGUCCAGAUAUGAGUGUGAGGGAGCCUCGCGGGGAUGCCGCUCAGCCCUUUCCUCCAGGCGUCUGAGGGGUCUGUCCCCUGGAGCGCCAACCUUAUAACCGCCCGGGGGGCCGCUCUUC
This is a messenger RNA of Felis catus (domestic cat), 7007 nucleotides long. RefSeq lists its product as uncharacterized. NCBI's taxonomy places the organism in Eukaryota, Metazoa, Chordata, Mammalia, Carnivora, Felidae. The record is from RefSeq and is a predicted model, not a curated record. The transcript is spliced from 2 exons. The coding region runs from base 3314 to 4504 and encodes 396 amino acids.